GUUUCGCACGACUAUCUGUAUGCUACAUUAGGCUAAUAGCAUAUCUGGGAUGUCAGUUCAAGUCGCCAAGCGUUGUUAAAGUUAUCCACUGGAGAUAUUUUUUUAAGGAAAACAACCUCUUAAUAACCCCUGGUGUUCCACAUGGACGAUGUGAAGUGCGUUCACAUCAUUUAGGACACAGCGGGUCCAGUGGAUAGCUGCCGGGGCUACCUAUCUAAAGCUAAUAACAGGCUGAAUAACAUCUCAGUAAAAGGGAAGAAACGCGCUUUCAACAUGUCAUUAUAUCGGUGACAGGACGGUCUGGGGUGGUGAUGAACGACACAACUUUUCUGGACCUCUUAAACAUGGUUUCAUCGCGGAAGGCAGUCGGGUGAAGAUAAGGUAUUUCAGGAGGUGUAACAGGGGAGAUGGGAACACUGUCAACAAGGCGUCUGUCGGCGGAGGUGUAUGCCAAUUAAACGGUGACGGUCUAGUUUGUGAUCGUCACAGAGGUAGGAGUUUGUAAACCCGUGGUCUGUGACAUGCCGACGUGUCGUGUUCUAUCAUUAGAUUACAGGUGAGCUGGGGAAGUAAACAGGUGUGACCCGUGAAUACACACCGAGUUCCUGGUGAACAGCAGAACUACUAGACACUAAACCUCGAUACCUGAUGGAUUUACAGCUCGACACCUGAUGGACCAGAAUAGUGGGAUUACUGUAAUAUCUGCGAAUGCCUUAAUUCCAGUUUCAGGUUCCAGUUUCAAGAUUCAGAGCGAGCAGCUCUGACCGCGUCUUGAGACACCGACGUUAUGAUGAAGGGGAUUAUUCAUAAUGAGGCUUCUGGAAACUAAAGUAUCGCAUCUGCUUGUUCGUGAACAACGACUAUUAGAGACGUGAUCCCUUGCACUGGAAUAAAGAAGGUCCGCAUGGCAACACACUCGGAUGGAUCUCCUGACAUCUGCUAGAAAAGCACAGCCGCUGGCGUAUUGAUUAACUUUCUGCCAGCCCAUACCACAAUAAUGUGCAUAUCACUGGGCAGUUGGAUACCCUCAAAAAUGUUCCCCAUACGGUUACACAUGCUGCUCCUUGCCUUCCUAUUCGGCCAAGGACUAGCGAUGUCCAGAGAGGAGAGACACAAACUAAGGGACCAAGUGGUGGAGAUGUUUGACCAUGCUUAUCAGAAUUACAUGGACCAUGCUUACCCAGCGGAUGAGCUCAUGCCUCUCACGUGCAGAGGUCGCGUCCGGGGCCUUGAGCCUAGCAGGGGCGAUGUGGACGAUGCUCUGGGCAAGUUCUCCCUCACCUUGAUCGAUACUCUGGACACCCUAGUGGUGCUGAACAAGACGGUAGAGUUCGAAGCGGCCGUGCGGCGGGUCUUGAAAGACGUGAAGCUUGACAACGACAUCGUGGUGUCCGUGUUCGAGACCAACAUCCGCGUCCUGGGAGGGCUGCUGGGAGGCCACUCCAUGGCCAUCAUGCUGAAGAAACGCGGAGAGCGCAUGCUGUGGUACCAAGACGAGCUCCUGCACAUGGCCAAAGAGCUGGGACAUCGUCUGCUGCCCGCCUUCAACACCAGCAGCGGCCUCCCUUAUCCCAGGGUCAAUCUGAAACAUGGGGUCGGGGGUCCUGAGAGCCGGACAGGCACAGAAACGGACACCUGCACGGCCUGUGCAGGGACGAUCAUCCUGGAGUUCGCUGCUCUAAGCCGCUUCACCGGGGACCCCGUGUUUGAGGUGCAUGCCCGCAGAGCCCUGGACUUCCUGUGGGAGAAGAGGCAGAGGAACAGCAAUCUCGUGGGCACCACCAUCAACAUCCACUCUGGAGAGUGGGUCCGCAGAGACAGUGGCGUCGGAGCAGGUAUCGACUCGUACUACGAGUAUUUGCUGAAGGCGUACGUCCUCCUGGGAGAUGACCUCUUUCUGCAGCGCUUCAACAUUCACUAUGCAUCCAUCAUGAAGUACAUCAGCCAGCCGCCCCUGCUGCUGGACGUCCACAUCCACAAGCCCCUCCUCCCCGCACGCACCUGGAUGGACUCCCUGCUGGCCUUCUUCCCCGGACUCCAGGUGCUGAAGGGCGACAUCCGUCCCGCCAUCGAGACACACGAGAUGUUGUAUCAGGUGACCAAGAAACACAACUUUCUCCCCGAGGCCUUCACAACAGAUUUCCGGGUCCACUGGGCUCAGCACCCCCUGAGACCUGAGUUUGCUGAGAGCACCUAUUUCCUCUACAAGGCCACCGGAGACCCCUACUACCUGGAGGUGGGGCGCACCGUGCUGGACAACCUCAACCGCUACGCCCGGGUGCCCUGUGGCUUCGCGGCCAUGAAGGACGUGCGCACUGGCAGCCACGAGGACCGGAUGGACUCGUUCUUCCUGGCCGAGAUGUUCAAGUACCUGUUCCUGCUGUUCGCCGACACGGAGGAUCUUCCCUUCGACGUGGAGGACUACAUCUUCACCACGGAGGCCCACCUGCUGCCCCUUUCCCUCUCCGUGGCCCCCAGCUCGGCCGCCACGCUGGGGAACGCCACGUCCGAGGGCGAGGUGGACGACACCAACUUCGAUUGGACCUGCCCUAACACUCGCCUCCUCUUCCCCGACCCCGCCUACCCUCGGAACCUCAGGGACCCAAUCCGCAGUGCCGUGGACAAGAGCUGUCCCCGCCCCCUUCCUUACCGGGAGCCGGGGAUGGGUCGCGCCCCCCUCCGGGCUCAGGACUUCAUGGCCAACAACCCGGAGCACCUGGAGCUGCUGAGGCGGAUGGGGGUCAGCCUGAUCCACCUGAAGGACGGCCGCGUGCAGCUGGUGCAGCACGCCACCCAGGCUGUGAGUGCAGUGGCGGCGGAGGACGGCAUGCGCUUCAUGCAGGAGAUGAUGGAGCUCUCCAGCCAGCAGCAAAAGGAGCAGCUUCCCCCGAGGGCCAUCCAGAUCGUCUCACACCCCUACUUUGGCAGAGUGGUAUUGACCGCUGGCCCCGCUCAGUUCGGAACGGACCUGUCCAAGAGCUCCACGGGGGUCCGGGGCUUCGUGACGGUGGCCGAGCCCUACAGCGGCUGCUCCGAGCUGACCAACGGGGACUUCGUGCAGGGACGCAUCGCCCUGCUGCAGAGGGGCCAGUGCAUGUUCGCCGAGAAGGCCCGCCACAUCCAGCGGGCCGGCGCCAUCGGCGGCAUCGUCAUCGACGACAACGAGGGCAGCAGCAGCGACACCGCCCCGCUCUUCCAGAUGGCGGGCGACGGGCGCAGCACGGACGACGUCCACGUGCCCAUCCUCUUCCUGUUCCACAAGGAGGGGAACAUCCUGCUGCGGGCGCUGAAGGAGUACCGCGAGGUGGAGGUGUUGCUAAGCGACAAGGCCCGGGACCGAGGUGUGGCCCUGCCUGAGGAGGUGAACAACUGUGUAACGCACAAGACCACGCCCUCGCUCGCGGGCCCCGGAGACAAGGUGCAGACGAGCACCGUGGAGCUUGACAUCUCCGAGGCGGCGGCGGCGGACGAGGGUCGCGCCGGGGAGGACGACGCCGGUUCCCCGGGGGAGACGGCGGGCCCCUCAGAGCCUCAGGAGUCCAGUCGGACUGAGCCGAGUGAUGAGGGGGAGGAGCCGGAGCCGGAGGGGGAGGUGCCUGAGGGGGCGGCGCCGGAGGGCGACGAUGCCCCGAGUGGCAGCAGCAGCAGCCAAUCAGUGGAUGAGUUAAUGGCUGAUUGGCAGGAGGACUUGGACGCGUUUCAGCAGAUGGACGAAGAGGAGCUCUGACAGUCACCUGAACCCCCGCCCCCUGUGACUGUGGUACGACCCAGAUGGGGGACAGCUGAGGUUCCCUUACAAUCAUCAGAUGAAAAAAAAUAAAGAGACUGUCGUGUGAAAAGGGAAGGCUUUUUAAGAGCAGAAAUAAUGAAUCUGGCACGUUUAGAAAAACGACAACAAUACAAACUGAACAAAGAGGCUUUAGAUGAUAUUAUGCGAGCAGUAUUCCUCAGUGGGAGACAGAAGGCUGAUUGGAAGCUAUCUUUAACCUCAAGAAGGUCCUUGUAGCUGAUGGGUUAUUGUUUGGGUUCCAAGGAGGAGGGGAGUCCCUCGCUUCACUGUCAGAGCGCUCUGCAUAACCCAUUCUAGAGAUAACAAGCUACAGGGACUAGAUUACACAUAACCAUAAGCUUACUCUCGCGUUGGACUUCAUCUUGCUCUCUCUAUGCAUUUUUAUCUGACUCUUUUACUUACAAAUGGGAAGCCAUAAUCAAUGUUGAUUUGAUUUAAUAAACUGGUCCAACUUUACUUAGUGGGGCCUGCAUCGAGUGUACGGCAUGAAGCCUCCUCAGUGGGGGCCGCUGGCCUACAUUGACGCACGGUACGGGUUUGCAAAGCCUUCUCCCCUGGAAGAUGUAUGUAUAUGUACAAAGAUGUAAUUGUCCAGAUAUUUUUGUUUAUAUUGACUAUAUAGCUUUGCAUCGUUUCUGGUCGUGCUGACUGAUCAACCAGCCGUACCAGGGAAAAAAAAUACCUCGCGCUGGACCACAAAGUGUUGAGCGGACCAGCCCUUCAAUGUAUUGCGAAUUAAGCUUGGGGUGACACUACCACCGAUGGCCACCAGAGGGCGGAGCGGUUUUUAGUUCACGGCUCAGUCUGCGGUGAGCUGAGCUCACUGAAAUAGGAAAUUUAGCAAAUUAAUUAAUUGAAGAUAAGGUGGAAUAUAAUAAAAUGGAAUUACUUUUAAUUGCUGUA
This is a messenger RNA of Gadus morhua (Atlantic cod), 4693 nucleotides long. RefSeq names its product ER degradation enhancer, mannosidase alpha-like 3 (gene edem3). The transcript has 20 exons. The record is from RefSeq and is a predicted model, not a curated record. Bases 998 to 3727 code for a protein of 909 amino acids. Gene Ontology annotation, biological process: endoplasmic reticulum mannose trimming; carbohydrate metabolic process; mannose trimming involved in glycoprotein ERAD pathway. NCBI's taxonomy places the organism in Eukaryota, Metazoa, Chordata, Actinopteri, Gadiformes, Gadidae. Gene Ontology annotation, cellular component: membrane; endoplasmic reticulum. Gene Ontology annotation, molecular function: calcium ion binding; mannosyl-oligosaccharide 1,2-alpha-mannosidase activity.